ACAAUGCGAAACCUAGGCCCCAGCUUUUGCACCAUGAUGCACAGGGUUGUACUUUUUGUACUGAACUGAUAGGUGGCCUAGUGGCUGUGCCCUGUACUGCCAUUUUGAGGAUCUGGACUCCGUUCCUGCCUUGCUCUUUGGACCACAUUGUCAAAUCACACCGAAACUAUGUUCCAACUUCCUGUCAACAAUCUUGGCAGUUUAAGAAAAGCCCGGAAAACUGUGAAAAAAAUACUUAGUGACAUUGGGUUGGAAUACUGUAAAGAACAUAUAGAAGACUUUAAACAGUUUGAACCUAAUGACUUUUAUUUGAAAAACACUACAUGGGAGGAUGUAGGACUAUGGGACCCGUCACUUACAAAAAACCAGGAUUAUCGGACAAAACCGUUUUGCUGCAGUGCUUGCCCAUUCUCGUCAAAAUUCUUCUCUGCCUACAAAAGUCAUUUCCGGAAUGUCCAUAGUGAAGACUUUGAAAAUAGGAUUCUCCUUAAUUGCCCCUACUGUACCUUCAACGCAGACAAAAAGACUUUGGAAACACACAUUAAAAUAUUUCAUGCUCCAAACGCCAGCACACCAAGUAGCAGCCUCAGCACUUUCAAAGAUAAAAGCAAAAAUGAUGGCCUUAAACCUAAGCAGGCUGACAGUGUGGAGCAAGCUGUUUAUUACUGUAAGAAGUGCACUUACCGAGACCCUCUGUAUGAAAUAGUUAGGAAGCACAUUUACAGGGAACACUUUCAGCAUGUGGCAGCACCUUACAUAGCAAAGGCAGGUGAAAAAUCACUUAACGGUGCAGUCCCCUUAGGUUCAAAUGCCCGGGAAGAGGGUAGUAUUCACUGCAAGCGAUGCCUUUUCAUGCCAAAGUCCUACGAAGCUUUGGUUCAGCAUGUCAUCGAAGACCACGAACGCAUAGGCUAUCAGGUCACUGCCAUGAUUGGGCACACAAAUGUGGUGGUUCCCCGCUCCAAACCUCUGAUGCUUAUUGCGCCCAAACCUCAAGAGAAGAAGGGCAUGGGACUCCAAUCAAGAAUUGGUUCCCUUGCUUCUGGAAAUGUCCGGUCUUUGCCAUCACAGCAGAUGGUGAAUCGACUCUCCAUACCAAAGCCUAACUUAAAUUCUACAGGAGUCAACAUGAUGUCCAAUGUCCACCUGCAGCAGAACAACUAUGGUGUCAAAUCAGUAGGUCAGGGCUAUGGUGUUGGCCAGUCCAUGAGAUUGGGUCUCGGUGGCAAUGCACCAGUUUCCAUCCCUCAGCAGUCCCAAUCUGUGAAGCAGUUACUUCCAAGUGGAAAUGGAAGAUCUUACGGGCUUGGGUCAGAGCAGAGAUCCCAGACACCUGCCAGAUACUCUCUACAGUCUGCUAAUGCUUCUUCUCUCUCUUCCAGCCAGUUAAAGUCUCCUUCCCUCUCCCAGUCACAGACAUCCAGAGUAUUAGGUCAGUCCAGUUCUAAACCAACUGCAGCGGCCACUGGCCCUCCCCCCGCCAAUACAUCCUCAACUCAGAAGUGGAAAAUAUGUACAAUCUGUAAUGAGCUUUUUCCUGAAAACGUCUAUAGCGUGCACUUCGAAAAGGAGCAUAAGGCUGAGAAGGUCCCAGCUGUAGCCAACUACAUUAUGAAAAUACACAAUUUUACUAGCAAAUGCCUCUACUGUAAUCGAUACUUGCCCACAGACACCUUGCUCAACCAUAUGUUAAUUCACGGUCUGUCUUGUCCAUACUGCCGUUCUACCUUCAACGACGUGGAGAAGAUGGCGGCGCACAUGCGGAUGGUGCACAUUGAUGAAGAGAUGGGCCCCAAAACAGAUUCCACUUUGAGUUUUGAUUUGACAUUGCAGCAGGGCAGUCACACUAACAUCCACCUCCUUGUAACCACAUACAACCUGAGGGAUGCCCCCGCUGAAUCUGUUGCUUACCAUGCCCAAAACAACCCUCCAGUCCCUCCAAAGCCACAGCCAAAAGUUCAGGAAAAGGCAGAUAUCCCUGUUAAAAGUUCACCUCAAGCUGCAGUGCCCUAUAAAAAAGAUGUUGGAAAAACCCUUUGCCCACUUUGCUUUUCCAUCCUAAAAGGACCCAUCUCUGACGCACUUGCACAUCACUUACGAGAGAGGCACCAGGUUAUUCAGACGGUUCAUCCCGUGGAGAAAAAGCUAACCUACAAAUGUAUCCAUUGCCUCGGUGUGUACACCAGCAACAUGACUGCCUCGACUAUCACUCUUCAUCUAGUUCACUGCAGGGGUGUUGGAAAGACCCAGAAUGGCCAGGAUAAGACAAAUGCACCCUCUCGGCUUAAUCAGUCACCGGGCCUCGCACCUGUGAAACGCACUUAUGAGCAAAUGGAAUUUCCCUUGCUGAAGAAGCGAAAGUUAGAUGACGAUAGUGAUUCGCCUAGCUUCUUUGAAGAGAAGCCCGAGGAGCCUGUUGUUUUAGCUUUAGACCCCAAGGGUCAUGAAGAUGAUUCCUAUGAAGCCAGGAAAAGCUUCCUAACCAAGUAUUUCAACAAACAGCCCUAUCCCACCAGGAGAGAAAUUGAGAAGCUCGCUGCCAGUUUAUGGUUGUGGAAGAGUGACAUUGCUUCCCACUUCAGUAAUAAGAGGAAGAAGUGUGUCCGAGACUGUGAAAAGUAUAAGCCUGGCGUGUUGCUGGGCUUCAACAUGAAAGAAUUAAACAAAGUUAAGCAUGAGAUGGAUUUUGAUGCUGAGUGGCUCUUUGAAAAUCAUGAUGAAAAGGAUUCCAGAGUCAAUGCUAGUAAAACUGCUGACAAAAAGCUCAACCUUGGGAAAGAAGAUGACAGUUCCUCAGAUAGUUUUGAAAACUUGGAUGAAGACUCCAAUGGAAGUGGUAGCCCUUUUGACCCUGUUUUUGAAGUUGAGCCUAAAAUCCCUAACAACCCAGAGGAACACAUACCGAAAGUUAUUUCUGAGGAUGUGUUAGAACCCGAGGAGAAGCUAGACCAAAAAGAGGAGGAUGGUUCAAAAUAUGAGACUAUUCAUUUGACUGAGGAACCAGCCAAGUUAAUGCGUGAUGCUUCUGACAGCGAGGGUGACCAAGAUGAGGUGGUUGAGUGGAAAGACGGUGCUUCUCCAUCGGAGAGCGGGCCAGGUUCCCAACAAGUGUCGGACUUGGAGGAUAACGCCUGCGAGAUGAAACCAGGUACCUGGUCCGAUGAGUCUUCCCAGAGUGAAGAUGCAAGGAGCAGUAAGCCAGCUGCCAAAAAAAAGGCGACCGUGCAAGGUGACAGAGAGCAGUUGAAAUGGAAGAAUAGUUCCUAUGGAAAAGUGGAAGGGUUUUGGUCCAAGGACCAGUCGCAGUGGAAGAAUGCAUCUGAAAAUGAUGAGCGCUUAUCCAGCCCGCAGAUUGAGUGGCAGAAUAGCACAAUUGACAGUGAGGAUGGGGAGCAGUUCGACAACAUGACUGACGGGGUGGCCGAGCCCAUGCACGGCAGCUUGGCUGGCGUCAAACUGAGCAGCCAGCAGGCAUGAGUGCCAGGCUCCCCGGGCCGGUGACAGUGUGACUGCGAAGCCGUGUUCCACCUGGCGCUGCCUUCGGCGCCGGCUCGCCGGGCUGUGGGGACGCGCGGCCACUGCAGUCCCUGUGGUGUUUCUGACUGACGUGAGUGGCCGAUCUUGCUUCAGAAAUUGCUGUGACGGCUACAGUAACUAAAUGUGAAAAACCAACAGGCUGGUGGCCACGAACGCACACGAGGAAAAGCAGAGGCUUCUCUUACCUGCCUUUCAACACUUCUUCCCCCCUGUACAUGUUUGGGGUGUCCUUGAGAAGCGUUGUCCUCACUCACAGGUAGUAUAGGGCCAGCGUACCAGCUACCAGCCCAGUGUGUAUAGUAGACUUUGGGAAAACCAAUUUUUUUUCAUGUAUUCAUUCUGAAUAGUUGAAAUGUAUAUUUGUACAGUCUUUUAGACCUACUCAGUGAUGCUUAUGAUACUGUUUCUGCGUACCCGCCGUAGGUUUGGUUCUUUUUUAGUGUCGCCCUUGCUGUGUGAUAACGCUCUAUCUAGUUGACCUAGCAAAAGCUCGAAACUGCGCUAGUAUGGACUUUCGAACAGACUUAGUUUUUUGCACAUAACCUUGUACAAUCUUGCAGCAGAGGCCAGCCACAUAAGAUAUAUAUCUGGACUCUCUUGUAUUAUAGAAAUUUUCUUGUUCUGAAUAUCCUUGACAUGACAGCUGAGAAAAACAAAAACUGGUGUUUCAGAUCUGUUUUCUGAAAUCUUUUAAGCUUAAAAUCACAUGCAAGAAUUGACUUUCCAGCUACUAAUUUUGACACCUUUUAGAUCUGUAUGAAAGUGUGUUGUGUUGAAGCAGCAAACCAUUGACUGCUGCAUUUUUGGAUAUUUAGUUUUCUCUUUAGUUCAGCACCACCAGGUGUAUUCAUUUAUACCAUCUAAUAUAUGACACACUGUUGUAGUAUGUAUAAUUUUGUGACCUUUAUUUCCCUUUGUAUUCAUUUAAGCAUCUAAAUAAAUUGCUGUACUGUGCUUAAUGUAAAUAUUGCUUUAUUACACAUGACAGGCCUGUGUGCCCAGGUCUUGGGCUGCGAGUGCCCGGGCGCUCGCUCUGUCGGGGCUGGGAGCCGCAGCCCUGGGGCGACUGGACAGCCAGGAGCUGCCUUUGGCAUACAGGCUUUGUUCUCAAGGCACCUGUUACAGAUUCCUUUGGUUUUGUUUUGUUUGCCUUUUUUAGUUGCAAAAAUAAACAUCCUUGAGUUCUCAGUUCCCCUUUUGUUAAGGAGCAGGAGCUUGCUUAUAUGUGUAAAUGUCUCAGUGAUACAGGAUGUAAAACAUAAAUUGGCAUUAAUUUGCAAGCAAGUCUUAAUGACUGGUGUUUUUUCUAAAACAAGUAAAUGUUAGUUUUCACCUUACAAUGGGAACAAUUGUACUAGACGGGCAACUCCUCUGCUUCUGUUAGAACUCUGGGCCAUCUUGCUGUUGAGAGCGCUCUGAGAUCUUGCGUCUGGAGGGCUGGCUAGGCCAGGUGAGAGGGGCUGGCUGGUGUGUUGCUGUUUACAGAGUCCCAGGAGCGGCUCCGCUCCUCCUACAGAAUGGAAGGUUACAAGGAGGCAGAAGUAGGGCGAUGCUUUGGCAUUACAAUGAUGGGGCUCCAGGUGGCGAAGCGGGCGGUCCGCUCAGUCACCACAGGGAUACUGACUGGCUUAGAGUUCCCACGUGGCUGGUUUCCAUAACCUGGAAAAAUUUCCCAAAGACUUGUCUUGGUAAUGUUUUCGUUACCAGAGGGUAUUGAUUUGACCUACCUUCCCUUAAAAUGCCAUGCUACUGAAGGAAUACCAGAGAAAAGUGCUAGGCUAGGAAUUUUAGGAUAUCUGGAACUGGCAUGGAACUAUUUUAAGUCUACAUGCAAGUAGACCAUAAAUCCCAUUGGCAGCAGCUAGUAUUUAGGACAGACGGCGUCUGCAAAUUAAGAUGACACUGAUGACCAAGGCGACAAACUGCCACUGAAGAAGUCAGCCCGUCUUGCCUGAGAGUCACACAACUGGCGGGAGCCGUCGCUCAUUUGUUUGGAUAUUAAUUUGCAGGUGGGAAGAGCAGCCUGGGGCAUGUUCUGGGCUGGACGUUGGCUCAGACAGAUGUUUCCUGACUAGGUGGUGGGAGUGGGCUGCUGACUGGCGUUCUGGAAAAAGUUGAGCCACCUACCAAUGGAAAAGAAGAUUCCCAACUGGAAAUGUUGCAGAAGCCCUAACAGUGUCUCAAUAAAAGCCAUUUUUAA
Messenger RNA from Condylura cristata (star-nosed mole), 5737 nucleotides. RefSeq names its product activity-dependent neuroprotector homeobox (gene ADNP). Gene Ontology annotation, cellular component: nucleus. Gene Ontology annotation, biological process: regulation of gene expression. NCBI's taxonomy places the organism in Eukaryota, Metazoa, Chordata, Mammalia, Eulipotyphla, Talpidae. Gene Ontology annotation, molecular function: DNA binding. The record is from RefSeq and is a predicted model, not a curated record. The transcript is spliced from 4 exons. The coding region runs from base 169 to 3477 and encodes 1102 amino acids.